Molecule: messenger RNA, 1132 nt
Organism: Lactuca saligna
Lineage: Eukaryota; Viridiplantae; Streptophyta; Magnoliopsida; Asterales; Asteraceae
Source: the annotation of a GenBank genome assembly
AUGUUAAACACUGUGCAUAACAGCACAUCAAGCUACAAUGCUUUUUGUACUUCACUUGAAGGCGUUUUGCAACUAUUUCUCUGGUACUCCUUAUUUUCCCACAGUGUGUGUGGUAUGGGCUUCAAGAGGAACGGCAUGUGGGUCGUGAUGGUGGUGAUGGAAAUUGUAAAUCGUGGCAAUGAAGAUGAUUGUAACAUCAAUGGUGAUGGGUGGUUCUGGUGGCUGAAUUUUAGAGAGAUGGGAGAGUUCAAUGGCGCUCACGCUUCGAACGAACUAAAGUUCAUCACCAAAGGUCUCCUUGCAAAAAAGUUUUGUCUACCCGUAAAGGCUAACAAUGGUAAAGUCAUAUUGAAAGUGGAUUUCUAUUGUUUCCAAUACGUCUUCUCUUUGAAAAAUCAUUACAGAUACUUACACAUGUUGGUAGAACUCCAAGUAUCAGAUCGACCCUCUGAAACAGGUAUAACCGAAGAUAUUGACACUAAUACCAUCAUGGAUUUAGAAAAACAAGUAGUAGAUCAUUCGUUUGAAACACAAAUAGAUGAAGAUAUUGAUGCAAAUGGUUAUUUGGAAGCAACAUCUGAAUCCGAGAAAAUAAAUGAUGAUGGUGUGAAUCUUGGAUGUGAUGAAGGUGAAAAUAAUGAUACAUGUAUUACUGGAAAGGUUUUCGAUACACCCAAUGAUGCAUAUACAUUUUACAAUGAUUAUUCAUUUUUACAUGGUUUUGUUACACGAAAACAUUGGAAAUUUAAGAACAAGUCAACAAAUGAGCAUUAUCGGAGGAUAUAUGUAUGCAACAAAGAAGGUUUCAAACAAUUGAAAGGUAAUAAUUCAAGUGGAAAGACAAUAAAACGUCGUAGAGAGGUAAGAACUGGAUGCAAAGCAAUGAUUCGCAUUUCAAAACAAAAGGAUGGGAAAUGGAUUGUUGACAAGUUUAAUUUAAUUACAUUUUCACCCACUAAAUCGACUGAUUGCUUCAGAUUGUUAGUCUUAAGUGUUUGAUCUUUGUCAACUAGUCAUGUGUCGAACAUCUGGGAUUCUUGUAGCUAGCAAUUUGUGUUAUAAUCCAUAUUGAUUCUCGUACUAGGAAAUCAGUUGUUUGACUUGUAUAUUUAAACCGGAUAUUAAAAUUAAC